AUGGAUUUGCUUCGGACACUUAUCGUUGAUAAUUAUGAUUCGUAUACUUUCAAUUUGCUUCAGCUAUGGGAUAAAGAAGACAUUCAUAAAAACGUCGUCGUUAUACGCAAUGAUCAGUUUGAAUGGGAUUAUUUUGUAGAUAAUAUUUGUCCUCAUUUUGACAAUAUCAUUAUCUCACCUGGUCCAGGAAGACCGGAUAACGUGUCGGAUUUUGGUAUUUGCACCCGUAUUCUCCAGCUUGACGAUGUUCCAAUUCUUGGUGUUUGUUUAGGUCAUCAGGGCAUUGGCAGUGUAUUUGGUGCACAGAUAAUCCGUGCACGGAAUAUUAUGCACGGUAGACUGAGCCCUAUUUACCAUAAUGGGGCUGGCCUCUUUAAUAGAAUACCAAACCCAUUUUCAGCCGUAAGAUAUCAUAGUCUUGUGGUCAGUAACGAAGAUCUACCAAAAGAUUUAAUGGUUAUUGCAACUACUCUUGAUAACGAAGAACUAACGGUUAUGGCAUUGAAACAUGCUCGUAAACCUAUAUACGGAAGCCAUGGAACAUGUUCAUUUUCACAAAUACCCUCUCAUAUAUUAUCUUUAUCGGCAUUUCCGGCUAUAGCUGGUAUUCCACCGUCGUUAUCUCAUACGACAACGCCCUUGCAGAUAGUAUUCAACAAACUAGAUGAUGAUUGUUGGAGAGAUCCUCAGUUAAUAUUUCAGCAAAUCGUAUCAUUAGAUCAAUCUACUCUUGGAACAUGGUGGCUUGACAGUGCAAGGGAAAAUGACACUCAAUGUCAAUAUUCAUAUAUGGGAUCUACUCCGGCAUCUUCAAGCUCGUUCUCGGUCUCUUAUUUAACGAAAACCAAGCAACUCCAACUGGCAUGCUCCAAUGGAAGACUUAUGUCAAAACCGCUUCUUGGUUCAACCACAUUUUGGGAUUGGAUGACAGACAUUACGAACAAACUCAAUAGCCGGAUUAAAAGUACUGUUGUCAUGAAUAACAAUCAGAUUAUUUGUGAUACAAUCCCAUUUGAUUUCCAUUUGGGCAUGGUUGGAUUUUUUGGAUACGAGAUGAAAAUAGAGUCACUGCCCGGAUAUGUGGUACCUAGCAAACAGCAAGUAUCAAACCACAAACCAGAUGCUGCUUUUAUAUUCGCCACCCAGGCCGUAAUAUUUGAUCACCGUGAAAGAAAUAUAUGGCUAGGUUGUUUGAUACGUCAGAACGUUGAGGAGUACAUUUUAGAUGAUAUUGAGCAGGAAGUAGGAAUAAACAUCGGAAUAUCGAUGGAAGAAUGUAUGUCAUGGUUUCGACGUAUGGACACAAAAAUACGCGGCUUGAAAAAGAAUCUCGAAACAUCUGAAGCUAUUGCAAAAGCCGAGAAAGAAGAAACCGAACCAAUAACUCCCCAUUUAUUUCCAUCUUUCGCAGCAGCACCUUCACAGACUGCCUUUACUCCAGUCUUACCUUCGCGAACUUACAUUCAGCAAAUCAAAAAUGCUCAGUCGUACAUACAAAGCGGCGAAAGCUAUGAACUUUGCUUGACUACACAAUUUCGUCACACGCUCACUUCUCGCUUGCCUAACCUCCUUGAUCUAUAUUUAUACCUUCGGACACACAAUCCGGCUCCCUUCUCUGCUUUACUGAAUUUCACCGUAGACAAUUUGGCUAUAUUAAGUUCAUCACCAGAGAAGUUUAUUGAAGUCAAUAGACUAGGAGAAGUUGAAAUGAAGCCUAUAAAAGGAACAAUGGCAGUAGCAAAGGGAUGUUGGUGCGAUGAUAAGGAAAAUUGUGAUGGUGGAAUUAAGUGCCGGAAAGGGGCAGAAAGAGAGAACAAGAAAAGAGUACGAGAGCUUGAUAGCAGUGUUAAAGAACGAGCCGAGAAUUUAAUGAUCGUUGAUUUAAUACGAAAUGAUCUUGCCCAGAUAUGUUUGCCGCAUACAGUAAAGGUACCAAAAUUGAUGGAGGUUGAAUCUUAUGAGACUGUACAUCAGUUAGUAACGACAGUAUGCGGACAGCUGAGAGAUGAAAUCGACAGUGUUACUGCCAUAAAAUGUUGCUUCCCACCCGGCUCAAUGACCGGUGCCCCUAAGCUCCGCAGCGUUCAGCUUUUGGAUAAGUUAGAGUUUUACACUCCUCGUGGCGUAUACUCUGGCUGUCUUGGCUAUAUAUCUCUUCCCUACAUCACACGGUCUAACCAAUAUAGACAGUUUACUCGAGGAACGGCUAAAUUUUCUGUUAUUAUCCGGACUGUCGUAAUCAAUUCCGGAACAGAAGUCUCUGUCGGUGCCGGAGGAGCAAUUUUGCAUUUAUCGGAUGCAAAGGAAGAGUGGGAUGAGGUGCUUGUUAAAUCGCGUGCGGUUAUUCCAAGUGUUCUGAAAUAUUUGAACGAUAGAGUCUUUUCCCAGCCACAGUUACUUCAACAAUGGUCGAGUGGUUGA
Messenger RNA from Paraglomus brasilianum, 2421 nucleotides. NCBI's taxonomy places the organism in Eukaryota, Fungi, Glomeromycota, Glomeromycetes, Paraglomerales, Paraglomeraceae. The record is from the annotation of a GenBank genome assembly.